Messenger RNA from Anastrepha ludens (Mexican fruit fly), 1958 nucleotides. Its product is annotated as circumsporozoite protein-like. NCBI's taxonomy places the organism in Eukaryota, Metazoa, Arthropoda, Insecta, Diptera, Tephritidae. The record is from RefSeq and is a predicted model, not a curated record. The transcript is spliced from 2 exons. Bases 82 to 621 code for a protein of 179 amino acids.
GCACAAUAGACUAUAUAAGCGCCAACAGUGAUGUUAGGCAUCCAGUCAGUAAACACUUCGCUUUACCUGAACUUCUGAACCAUGGCUGUUAAGUAUUUUCUCUGCGUUGUGGCGAUAACUUGGGCGACCUUUUCUUUCGCUGUCGCAGAUUCAUCAGACCUAAUAGCAAGAAGGCCAAAAUUUUUCCAUAACUUUAUCAUCCAAAAAUUAUCAGAACUGGGUAUGAAUCCACUGUUUGGCGGAAUUUCUGGUAUUCGACCAACAGCACAACCACCUCUCGUUGUUAUCUUAUUAUCUCCCAACAAAGUGGAACCAUCUCAGGCCCCUACUGCCUCAAAUCCUCAAAGUGUGCCUCAAACUAACGCCGAAGCCGGUAAUGGAAAUCCUCCAGAAGUCGGUAAUGGAAAUCUUCCAGAAGUCGGUAAUGGAAAUCUUCCAGAAGUCGGUAAUGGAAAUCCUCCAGAAGCCGGUAAUAAAAACCCACCCGCAAAUGGAGGUGGAAGUGAGCAAGGCAAUGGUAAUGGAAAUACCGCAGGUGAUAUUACUGGCAAUGCUCCGGAGGAAGCGCAAGUUGUGAGCGAAGCUGCCAUGGUGGAAGAAAUGGAAGACUUAAUGGCGUAAGCAAAUUCGUGAUUGUGCAUGUAGUGAUCAAUACUAUAUUUGUCAGUGCAUAAAAAAAAAUUACUAAAAUUAAAGAUAUUUUUCAAAAUGAUAUAAGAGGACUCUUUGCAAUAUCCUAGUAGUCCGUAUGCCAGCGACAGAUUUUCACGACCAAGUUCCUCUCAGUCGAUAUCUCGUAAACUACCUCAGAUAGUUGCAUUAUGAAGGGUUGUGAACGUCAGCUGCGGCUCCGAGGGUGGGUUGAGCAGUUAUAGCCACCCUCGCACGUAAAAAAAAAAAUUAUUUUUAGUCAUUUCCUCCCGAUUAAAACAUUGAUCAAAUUAAAGUUAGACUAAUAUUUUGAAGAAAUAAAAUCGUCAGCUGAUUAUAAAGUGGUGGAUUAUACGUCAGCUGGUCACACAAAUAUGGAAAAAAAAAUAUUUUUUCAGUGAUUUCCUCCCAAACGAAAAUUUAUCAGAUGAUAGUUUAUGUAUUGUUUUUAAUAAAUAAAUAAGUCAGCUGGCUAUAUGUCGGUGGAAUGUGCGUCAGCUGAUUCCCUGAAGGUGUAACGUAGGAGCUAGUCGGAAACAUUUAUAGCCUAAGUAAAUGUAUCAGCUGACGAGUUUUCCCCCAACAUACUGCCAGCUGAUUUGUUUUAUUACUUACAGGAUCAUUUCAACAAUCCGCACAAACAUUUCUUUUCGGGAGGAAAUGACGUACUUGAAGUUAUUCAACAUUACAUUUAAUGUGCAAACUGAAAUGUAUAAUUUUAUGGCAAUGUUUCGAUUAAAUAAAAUUUUUUAUGGGAACUUUCCGAUUCUUAAGAAUAGAAAUAAAUAAAUAUUUUGUUAAGCAAAUCAACUAAUUUAUAAUAAUGGAAAUUGGAAACAUUUCAAAAAGAGUAUUGCAAAUGAUGAAUCAUGAAUGAUGAAAAUUGGAAACAUUUUAAGAAAAGUAUUGCAAAUGAUGAAUCAUGAAUGAUUUUGCAAUUUGUGCAAACAGAGCAAAAGUCAUUAUCAUUGCCUUUGAUAGAUACAUUUUCCCAUCGAUUAAAGACACUGAGCAUAAACUCCGAGGUAUGGAACAAGUAAACUUCCGUAUCGAUGGUCCAGAUCAAGUGCGAAAAAAAGAUUUUUCAAUUGAGUUAAAAAAUACCAACUUUAAAGAAGCACUUGUACAGUUUUUUAUUGAAAAUUGGGAAGAAAAUUAUAUGGCACCAUAUAUUAAUAAUAUUGUAAAAUAAUUUAUGUCAAUGCUGACGAUUGUUUUAAGUACGUAGUUACAGAUUCUAAAGUGGUAAAAACGGUAGAAAAAACACUUUCGUGUCGAGCUCACGAAGAAGCCGACACAAAAAUAAU